UUGAUUCCAGUUAAUUCGUUGUGUCAGCUAUUCUGUUGUUCAUUUUAUCUUGUAUCCAUUUUCAUAACUAAAUAAUUGGAGGCUAAGAUGCACUCAAGCGUCCUCCUAUAUUUUCCUCUACUGCCCCUACUACCAGCACUCGCAAUCAGAAGCGGCCCGCAUCAGCUACGAGAUCUCUACGCCUAUCCAAAGUACCAAGUCCAAUUUCUCAACGACUUGCCCGUGUCAACCAGUGAUGCUAAGAGAAUAAAGGAAGUGGGCGUUGGUAGCGAAAUAGAGUGGCUAGAUAUGAAACCUGGGGACAGAAGUCUCGAGGAUGGCACUAAAAGGGAGAGGCUAGAGUUGAUUCCAAUGAGCUUUGUUCCGGCGGGCCACGAAGAAGAUCCAUCUCCCUACGAGUAUCUCUGCUUAAUGCCAUCAAAUAAUAGCACCGCCUCACAAAUGGCAAGAAUAGAUCAGCUUGAGGAAGUGGAGGACGAGUUAGACCCUGUUCAAGGGUGGAAAGCUUUAGCUCACCUAGACGGGAAAUGUCUUUACUCAAAGCAAGGAUGGUUUACUUAUGCCUACUGCCACGAUUCCUACAUUCGACAGUUUCGGGCAGCUGCUAAUCCCCAUACCCACCCUACGCAGGGCUAUGUCCCUCAGGAAGACCCCAAAUACGAAGGCUACACUCUCGGUCGCCCCUACCCGGUAUCCAAGUUCAAAGGAUCCAGGGUGAAAGCGAAGGGCGGUAAGCCAGGAUCUCCUGCCAAGGCAGAAGACCGAUCAACUGCUGUCGAAACUACUGCCAAUGCUCCCCAUACUCAAUCAUCUCCUUCCGUGUCUUUUGGCCUCGGCGCUUCUUCACGUUACCUGGUCCAACGCUGGAGUGAUGGUACAAGAUGCGACAAAACUGGUCGUCCUCGAGAGAUUGAGGUGCAGGUACAUUGCUCAAUGACCUCUGGGGAUAUGAUCUACAUGAUUAAAGAGGUUGCCAUAUGCCAAUACGUUAUCAUCAUUCAUUCACCACAUCUGUGCGGACUACCUGGUUUCAAAGCACAUGAUGCCGAGGUUGAACCGGCUAACGUAAUGUGCCGACAGGUGGUGGACGAUGAGGAGUGGGCGAAAUGGGAGAACGAAGUUAGAGAUGGAACAGCAGGCGCGAAUGAACCUCAGCCUCAGGAAAUCGAAGAGGGGAAACAGACGAGAAGGUUAGAACAAUCAUCGUUCUCUAAAUGGCCUGGAAAAGGGCAACCUCAGUUCAGAUUCGGACUUGCAGCCGCAAGAGAGCGCCCAGCUGGAGAUGAAGUCAGCCAUGAACAGUCCGGUGUAGAUGAAACGGGAGAAACGGGAGACCAAGCCAGCGAGUCCAUUCCGGCUGAUAUUAUCUUUGGUCUUGAUAUGGACGAGGAUAUGAAGAGCAUGCUCAGGCGUGCUGUUGGAUUACUGGCAAAGGAGGCCAGGAGUGAAAAGCGAGACAAUGGUGAUGAGGAAGAAGCAGACGGAGAUGAAGUUGUCUUGAUCUCAUGGGACGAAGAUGAAAACGGGCGGCCGGUGCUGCUGGAAGCAGAUAUCCUCUUAAAGGACGAAGAUGGAGAGAUUAAGCUGGAAAUGGGUGCAAGCGAAAAGGAUAUGCUUAAGAAGGUAUUGAGAGAUUACAUGCUUAAGGCAAACCACGAAGAAGAAGAGCAAAGAAAGCGGGUUGUCGAUGAGUUAUGACUUUCAUGACUGUAAAAUAUGUAUUGAAUUCUUCAGGACAAUAUAUAUUUGACAUCUCUGAACUGCUUCCAAGUAGGUGGCCCUCACUAUAUUUGAAACAGAAAACUGUAGAUUCCAUACAACCAUACACAGAACAACUCCAAGAUGACAACAUUAAUACAGCAGAUAACCAAUGUAAUGUUUCUAAUACGCUUCUUCAUCUUCCUCGUCUUCCCCCAGCUCAAAUGCCUCACCGGCCACAACCCUUCCCCAUCCGUACCUGGGUCUAUCGACGGGUUCAGCAUCAACUGUGGCUGCCUUCUUUCCCUUGUUUUGUCCCAAAAGAGCAGCCUCUUCCCUAUCGCCAGACCGCUGUUCAGAUACCAACGACUUGACUUCGGGCAUAGGGAAGAUCAACCCCAUAAUUCUCUUCAAAAUGAUCCAGCUCGCGGUCCAAGCUAGAGUGAUAAUUGUCCAGGAAGCAUAGCAUUGUAUAGCCGAAUCUUCAGGAUCAGCAUCUUCGCGUGGGGAGGGAGCUGCGCUGGAAGCUGGAUUGGAGCAUGGACGGUAGGGGAUAUCGGGAAAGAGGGUAAAAAGGACGGCGGCCACUGCGGUAAAAGUCAGUUGGCGAUAUCACUCAUAACUGCCAUGAACGGAAAACGUACGGGGCCAAAGAAGGAAGAAAAUUGCUGCAGUGGCAACUUCGAAUGCACGGACCUGUCGGG
Messenger RNA from Cryptococcus deneoformans JEC21, 2402 nucleotides. RefSeq lists its product as hypothetical. The record is from RefSeq and is a predicted model, not a curated record. The transcript is spliced from 3 exons. Bases 88 to 1698 code for a protein of 536 amino acids. NCBI's taxonomy places the organism in Eukaryota, Fungi, Basidiomycota, Tremellomycetes, Tremellales, Cryptococcaceae. Gene Ontology annotation, biological process: retrograde protein transport, ER to cytosol; endoplasmic reticulum unfolded protein response. Gene Ontology annotation, cellular component: endoplasmic reticulum lumen.